CUGUGUAUUUUAUUGUGUAUUUUAUUGUGUGUUUUACACGGUAAUCACUACGUGUAUUUUAAUUGUGAAUAUUGUGUAAAGUACUGUUACAAAUUCUGACUGGCGCAUAUUAAUUAACUAAAUUUAAAUUCAGUAAAAUGGCUUCACCACAAAUCGAAUCCGUACAAAUCACGCCAAUACCCAACGAAAUGCUCAGAUUAAUUCCAUUUUUUAAUGGUGACAAAAAACAUCUAAAUUUGUUCCUUAAAAAAUGUGAGUAUGUUAUAUCGAGAUAUAGAGGUGGGGUUGAGCAAGAUUUAUACGUGUACCACGCUAUCACUAGCCGCCUUACAGAAAAUGCAGCAGCACUGUUAUCAGAACAAGAAAAUUUAACAAACUGGUCGGAACUUAAGGAAAUUCUGACACAACAUUUUGGAGACCCGCGUAGUGAGGCAUGCAUUAAUAUUGAAUUAGAAUCAUUAAAAAUCAGAUCGAAUGAAUCAUACACAGACUUUUGCAACCGCGUGCAAUCAACCAGGUCAAUGCUUAUAUCCAAAGUAAACACCAUAGCAGACGAGUCAAUCCGUCACGCCAAAAUCACCAUAUACAACAACACCGCGUUAAACGUGUUUCUCUAUAAUUUACCAGAAAACCUUGUGCGCAUUGUGAGACUAAAGGCACCGUCCACUUUGGAAGCCGCCCUCUCGAUUGUGCUCGAGGAAGUAAACUUUAUGGACCAAUAUAACAUGCGAAGCAAAAUGCAUUCGCAACCCAAACCUAACAAUUCGUUUACGCCAACUCAACAGAAAUUUUCAGGCAAUCAGCCUCAUUUUGUCAGCUCUAAUGCUUUCAAACCGAUAAUUCCUCCACAAUUUAAAUUUGGCCUUCCGCCUAAUCAAGGCUACAAACCCUUCCAGCAAUAUGGAAAUAAACCUUUACAACAAUUCGGCUAUUUCAAGCCUCCGCAUCAACCAGGUUUCAGGCCGCCGCAGCAGUUCGGCUACAGGCCUCCACAGCAGUUCGGAUACAGACCGCCCCAGCAGUUUGGCUAUAGACAUCCUCCUCAGCAAUUCGGUUACAAACCGCCUCAAUUCGGCUAUAAGCCACAGUUCGGUGCUCAGCAAGCCCAACAAGUCCAGCCGCCACGUAUGCAGCUGACCGACGUGUCUAUGCGUACGGCUACAAAACCAAACAACGUAAAUGAAACAAACUUAAAUGAUCUGAACUACGACGAAGCAGAACAGUCGUAUUACGAUCAAUAUUAUUGUGAAUACCCUAUAGACGAAUAUAAUAACAUGUACAGCGAACAGUAUUACCCUGAUUUCGAGGAAACUCCCGAGGAAACCCAGGAAACUGAAUUCCAACAGGAUUUUCACGAAACAGCCUCCAUCAAAGAACCGAACAGAUAAACAUUAAUUGCGAUCCGGAAUUAACAUUACCAUAUAUUUACCUACCGGAACUGGAUGCUCGCAUGAUGAUCGACACUGGCAGCAUGCGUUCGUUCUUCAGUCCGCGUAUUGGCUAUCAGUAUUUCAGUGAAUUCAUAAGAAAUGAACCGUUCCAAGUUGUGAGUACACACUCGUCGAGUAUUCACGAUGAAACUAUGGAAAUCCCCCUUUUACCAACAUUUAACAGUGACAAACACCACAAAUUUUAUUUGUAUGAUGUAGACAAAAGAUACGAUGGUCUUAUUGGAAAUGAUUUGUUAGAACAAUUAGAAGCAUUAAUUGAUUUGAAAAACAGGGUCCUUAGGACUAAAACAACAUGUAUUCCGAUAAUUAAUAACAACCUUAAUUACGUUAUUAAUUUACCUCCACGUUCAGAAAAACGCGUAAAGUUACCUGUUGACCAAUAUUCAGGUGACGCUAUUCUAAAUUACAGAGAAUUUACAGACGGCGUUAGAAUGCCUAGUGCAAUCGUUAACUGUCGCAACGGAUACGCAUCCACGAUUAUUCAAAACACUUUAGACAGACCAAUCAGUUAUAAAAUCACUUGCCCAUUUAAAGUUAAUAAAUUCGAAUUGACUGACAUUCAAGUUAACACGACACAAAACAUGAAUGACAUCGAAAUUGACAAUUUGCUUGAAGAGAAUUUGGUAAAGUUACGAUUAGACCACACAAACGACGAAGAGCGUGAAAAAAUUUACAGCCUUUGUCAUAAAUAUAAAGACAUAUUUUAUUGCGAUCAACUUCCAUUAACAUUCACAAACAAAAUUAAACAUCAGAUAAGGACAAAAAAUGAGGAUCCAAUCCACGUAAAGCCAUACAGACAGGCCCCAGCCCAGCAAGCUGAAAUUACUAAACAAGUAGAAAAAAUGUUAAAAGACAAUGUAAUCCAGGAAUCCCACUCUCCUUGGAGUGCACCAGUUCACCUAGUGCCAAAAAAAAUGGACGCAUCUGGUGAAACAAAAUACAGAAUGGUUAUCGACUACAGACGUUUGAACGACAUAACGAUCGACGACAAAUACCCAUUACCAAACAUUAAUGACUUAUUUGAUAAAUUAGGAAAAAGCGUUUACUUCAGUACGAUUGAUUUAGCUAGCGGAUAUCAUCAGAUUGAGGUAGAAAAAUCCGACAGACAAAAAACUGCCUUCAGCACACAAAACGGUCAUUAUGAGUUUCUCAGAAUGCCCUUUGGACUUAAAACAGCUCCGGCAACAUUCCAAAGAACUAUGGAUAAUAUACUUAGAGGUCUACAAGGACUCCAUUGCAUGGUUUACCUUGAUGACAUAAUUGUGUAUUCCAGCAGCUUAGAUCAACACCUGGAACAUCUAAAAUCAAUUUUCGACAGACUUAGAGCCACAAACCUUAAAAUUCAACUUGAUAAAUCCGAGUUCCUUCGUAAGGAAGUGCUUUACCUAGGACACACCAUCACGAAAAACGGUCUUAAACCUAAUGAUGAUAAAAUUGACGCUGUAUUAAAUUACCCAAUUCCGAAAACGACCACAGAAAUAAAGAGCUUUUUAGGACUUGUAGGAUAUUACAGGCGCUUUAUUAAAGACUUUGCUAAAAUUACAAAACCAUUAACGUCAUGUUUAAAGAAACGAAAUAAAAUCGUAAUAAAUCAGGAAUAUACAGACGCAUUUAACAAAUGUAAGGAAUUACUUACACAUGCCCCAUUAUUACAAUACCCAGACUAUGACAAGCAAUUCAUAUUAACAACAGACGCAUCGAAUGUAGCAUUGGGCGCAGUACUCUCACAAGGACAAGUAGGCAAAGAUAAACCCAUAGCGUAUGCUAGCCGCACACUUAGUGAUACUGAAGCUCGAUACAGUACAAUCGAACGCGAAUUACUUGCUAUUGUAUGGGCUGUAAAACACUUCAGACCUUAUCUCUAUGGUCGUAAAUUUGUCAUUUACACAGAUCACAGACCUUUGGCAUGGCUUAACUCGCUAAAGGAUCCAAACAGCAAAUUAACUCGAUGGCGUUUACGCUUACAGGAUUACGAUUUCGAUAUCGUGUACAAAAACGGGAAACAAAACACAAACGCAGACGCGUUAUCCCGCAUAAAAGUAAAUGCUCUCGAUUCAGAUAAUCAGUCCAUGAAAGUAAAUGUUAGCAAAAAGGAAAAACGUAUUCAAAAACAUGUUGAUAAAGUAGUAAAGAAAAUAGAAAAAUUAUCAUCAGGAAGUACAAUAGUAAUUUCCGACUCUACAUCCUCAGAAGGAAGUAGACAAUUAGGUUCAGAAUAUCCGAUUCCGUCGUCAAAUAAUUCAGACUGUGUCGAUGAACAAUCAAAUAACUCACAAACUAUUCAUUCCGCAAAGGAUACCGAAUCACAAGGCAUCCCAAUCUUAAACGAAGCAAUCGAUAACAAACCUAAUCAAAUAUUAGUCUUUGAACGAUUCGAUAAUGAACUUUCAGUCAAAAACCUUUCGCGCGAUAAACAAAAAGUUCUUGAAGUACAUUUACCUGAUAAUAAUGCAGAAUUAGUAAAACAGUUUUUAAAAGAAUAUAUCAAACCUAAAACAAAGUAUUUCAUUUAUUUUGAAUCAGAUCAACUUAGACGAAUUUUCACAGACGUAAUUAUUAAACUUUUUAAGAAAGAUGUAGUUCAGUUUUACGAGUGUACAGAACGGGUAAAUUACAUAGAAGACGAGGGUGAACAAAAAGCAAUAGUUAUCCAAUACCAUGAAGGAAAAACAUGCCACCGUGGUAUUAAGGAAACAUUGAUUAGAAUUCGUAGAAAUCAUUUUUGGCCUAACAUGCAACAAACAGUUUCCGCAAUCAUUAACGCUUGCGAAGCCUGCCGUAAAAUGAAAUACGAUAGGAAACCCAUAAAACCAUUUUUACAAUUAACUAAAACUCAAGAUUCCCCAUUUCAGGAAAUUUUCAUUGAUCUCUUCAGUAUUGAAGGAAUCACAUAUUUAACCCUAAUUGACGCCUUCAGCAAAUUAGGACAAGCAAUAGAGAUACCUAGCAAAUCAACAUCAGACGUUACUAGAGCACUUAUGAAAUAUUUCUCAUUCUACGGAAUUCCAAAACGUAUAAGCUCAGAUCCAGGAACCGAAUUUAAUAACGAACUCAUGAAAGAAUUUCUAAAUUUACAUAAAGUUGAACUUCACAUCGGAACCCCAAAUAACCCUAAUUCUAUGGGACUUAUCGAACGCUUUCACUCGACAAUUAUAGAGAUCUAUAGAUUGGCUAAAUACGAAAGACGAUGUACAGAUGCCGCAUCAGUUAUGACAUAUUCAGUAAUGGCAUAUAACCACACCAUCCACUCUGUAACUGAGUUAACACCAUUUGAGGUAGUUUUUGGUCAUACAGAUUCAGACAGUCCAUUUAGAAUCAAUUUCGAAAAGCAAUAUUAUCAGCAAUUAGUUCAAGAUCAUGCGAAACGUACAAAGCACUUAUAUAAAUACAUAGCUCAGAAAACGACAGCCAAAAAGGAAACCAUUAGGGAAAAGAAAGGUGGUGAAACAGAUAUAGAGUUUUCCGAAGGAAACAUAAUAUUUGCAAAAGACGUAAAUAAGCGUAAAAGCAAAGACAAACCACGUUAUGUAAAAGCAAAGGUUGUAGGCAAAGCCAAGCGAAACAUCUUACCAAUUAAAGUAGGUGAUAGGACUACCAAAGUGCCUAUUAAAAACAUAAAACGCCCUCCGCAGGUGAUGCUUUCUGCUAAUGAUAGGGACGCAGGCGCUGGCCCUUCAACUAAAGAUAAUAUCUAAGAAAAUUACCCUGGUCUCAAAAAUGUUCGACAGUUUCAUAAAUAUUUCAGAGCAAAUAAAUAACAACUCUAUUAUUAUUGAUGAACGCUUGAAACGAGUUGAAAGCCUAUUGCAAAACAUAACGUCCACACAAAACGAUUGGACUUUUUCUACAUACAUACUAGGAGUGUAUAACAUAUUCAUAAGUAGUUUCCGUACAAUAUUUAUAAGAUUAAGUGAAAUAGAAACAGCAUUAGCAUUAAGUAGAGUAUCCAUUUUACACCAAGCAAUUGUAAACUCUACAGAAUUAUUGUAUCAUUUAAAGUUAAUUUCAAACUCUGCCAAUUUAGUUUACCAGCCUACGGAAAGUAAUUUGUUAAAUUUAGAAGAAACUAUUUGUGUAAAAUCUUAUAUGAAACAGGAUCAGAUAACAUUUAUUUUAGAAAUACCAUUGAUAGAUAAUUAUACUUACAAUUAUUAUAAGAUAUACUCACUUCCUAUAUUCCAAGAAUCCCAAAACGUUACGCUUUCCAUUUUCCCCAAAUUUCCUUACCUUUUGGCGAAGGGUUUGAAAUACUUACCGAUCGUAACACCGUGUCGCCCGCUUGCCGCCGGCGAUCGCUUCCUGUGCUCUACGGACAACCAGGCUCUACAUAACGAGCCUACCUGCGUG
Molecule: messenger RNA, 5798 nt
Organism: Ostrinia nubilalis (European corn borer)
Lineage: Eukaryota; Metazoa; Arthropoda; Insecta; Lepidoptera; Crambidae
Exons: 1
Coding region: 138-1388 (416 amino acids)
Source: RefSeq, a predicted model, not a curated record